UGCGCGCUUCUCAUGUGUUUUCAAACAUACGGAGUUGACUGUUGUGCCGAUUGCGCCGCUCGAUUAAAAUGACGGUUUGAUUUAAAUAAAAAUUAUACAAUCGCAUUAUAUCAACCGCGGGUCAAGAUGUUCAUCAACGAUGUUCUCAAGAAAGAAGAAAUACAAUGCCUUGCCGUGGGAGAUCUCAAGACGCUCGGCAUUAAAUACAGACCGAAAAAAAGCCGCCAACACACUGAGGAAGCAAAAAGUAGGAAAGUAUUUAAGAGAGCUUUGAAUUUACUUCCUGUUGAGACUGUGACCCUGCCCAGUGGUCAACAACUUCUUGUGCCUAAAAUUGUGCAUGAAUUGUGUUCAUUUAUUGUGAUGCAAAUUGACACUGAAGGAUUAUUUAGGAAAGGUGGCUCUAAAAGUCGACAGAAUGAGAUAAAAUUAUCAUUAGAUGCUGGUUGCUAUCUUAGUGAGGAACAUCAUGUGAUUGAUGUUGCAAGUGUACUGAAGACAUUUUUCAGAGAGCUGCCAGAACCUCUGCUUCCAUAUUCAUUUCAUGAAUUAUUCCUGAGAUGUGUUUUGAUGGAUAGAAAACAGGUGGAUGCAAUUUUGCUUGCCUGUUUGUUACUGCCAACUGUGCAUCUAAACACUCUAGCAUACUUUAUGCAAUUUUUGUAUAGAGUUGCUGAAUAUCAUGAAUUCAAUAGAAUGGAUGCUUAUAACUUGGCUGUUGUUAUUGGGCCUACACUAUUCCCAGCUGAAGAGAAAAUACCUAAUAAUGCUACUUUGAGAAUGAAUAAAACUUGUGAACUUUUUAAGUUGUUAAUUGAACACGCAUCAAGCAUUGGCGUGUUAAAUGAUAGCAUAAUUGAACGAAUUGCACAAAGCAGCAACGUGUCAAUGAUGGACGAAGAAACAUCAAGCGUGAAGAAAAAGAAGAAGCGUCGCAGCGGAAGUCUGACACGGAUUUUUGGCGGUUUGAAAAGGAUUGUAACGCAUAAUAAAAAUGAAGACCCGCCGCCAAUACAGGCCGCACCCGAUCUCUUAAUGACGCCCUGUUUAACGCGUUCAGCAAAAAAGAGGAAAAUGGAAGCUGUAGGAAUAUCGGCCAAGAGACGACAGGAAGUUCGAGACAAAUUGCCACAGAGUACUCUUCUAAAUGUACCUUUUACGCCUUCAAGUACACCGGUGAAUAAUCAUCCAAAUGGAAAGAAAAAAACAGAUAAUUCAAAAACAACUAAAAUCGAAAGUUAUAGUGCAAAAGAAAAACGAAUUUUGUGGUCUACCAACAAAACCAAAAAUAAAAAGUCUGAUGUAACGUCGAGUUCGAGCACAAGUUCAAUACAAAGACGCUGGUCUGCGAUGAGUUCGGUCGCUGGCUUCAAAAAGAAGAAAACCCGAAAUUCUUGCAUUGGAACAAUGACAGCCGACAAACCGAAAAUUUUACAUGACGACGCUCACAUUGAUAAUGAAAUCAACGACUUGACUGAAGAGUUGGAAUUUCAACGAUCCGAACCAGUAGAAUCUGAUUAUAUGCGCGUUCCGAAGGCUGAAUACGAAGAUAUAAAAAAUCGCGUUUCGGCAAUUGAACGUCGAAUUUCUAUUGAACUUGAAAGCGUUCCCAGGUCCCUUGAUGUCGAUCCUAUUCCUUCUUCCGAGUCUGCCGUGCAGGAAGUGAACAAAAAGUAUGUUGAAACAUUAGUUCAGGCUGAACCGAUGUGUUCAACCACAGAUCAAUUGGCGAAACGGCUCAGCCGAGAAUUAAAAAUCCGACGUUCGGGUGAAAGUCGCCCAGUUUUUCGUUCACCAAGCGCUAGGAAAAUUGGUAGUCUCCGUCGCAAAGAGGGCCAAAAAGUACGUCUCAGUCGAACGCAAACUUGGUGUGCUACGACUGCAACAUCACCUAAAAACUCUAGGAGCAGCAUGAGACGCGCUAAAACAACUCAAUGUUCAGAAUCACAAAAUUGUUCGAAUAAUGAGAAUAUUCUUAUGCCAUCACCUGCGCCUCCAAGGAGCACUAAUAGCUCUAUGUCUACAAGAUCAGAAAUGUCUUUAGGUAGUUCGAUUGUGACUGAUUCUUCGGGAUCCAGCUGGAAGAGCGCGCAAGGUUUCUUUAGCACACCAGAUGUACCACAUCCAGUGUUAGAUAACAACUGUCGCGCAUCCUUAGCACGUUUGAGAAGUCAAAAUGCCGGAAUGGUUAUGGCAAAAGCAAGACUUUUCGAUAAUCUAGGCGAUUCGACUGAAUCUCAAGAAAAUUACGUUUCCCAACCGCGCGCAGCAAAGAUUGGCGCACCGAGAACACAAUUAAAUCGAAUAAGGACGUUGAAAAUGGAGGAACGGCGUAAAAAGAGUAUGUCACCAAGGAAAAGACCAUGCAAAAGCCCGGGAAUUCAUCGCUUGCCUAAGUCAUCAUCUCGUGAAGCAGAACGAAACUCUAUUUUGCGUGAAGCGAAUCGAGAUAUAGAGACUACACCAAAACCGAUGCCACAUAUCAAGAGAAGUUUGCAUUUGAAAUCGCCCCGUAAGUUGUGUAAGACGCCGAUGUCGACAGUAGAAAUUAGACAGACACCUAUGAAAGUGUCGCGACUUAUGUUGGAGUAAGUAUUUUUUAUAGAUAUGUUGUACAUACAAGAAAAUUAAUUUCGAAAAUGAUCUGAUAUUAAUCGUGAAUCUAUUAUGUGCCUUUUGAUGGAUGUCUUGUGUUUUCCGAUUUUAAAAUGUGACUUAUAUUUUCUAUUGACUCUUAUAAUAAAAUGGAGAGUGUAUUUUA
Molecule: messenger RNA, 2761 nt
Organism: Dalotia coriaria
Lineage: Eukaryota; Metazoa; Arthropoda; Insecta; Coleoptera; Staphylinidae
Product: rho GTPase-activating protein 22-like
Exons: 6
Coding region: 127-2592 (821 amino acids)
Biological process (GO): signal transduction
Source: RefSeq, a predicted model, not a curated record